This is a messenger RNA of Dovyalis caffra, 1176 nucleotides long. The record is from the annotation of a GenBank genome assembly. NCBI's taxonomy places the organism in Eukaryota, Viridiplantae, Streptophyta, Magnoliopsida, Malpighiales, Salicaceae.
AUGGCGACUUCGCUUUUCACUCGCUCUCUCCUCCAAAAUCCCACAUCAAAAACCCUAAUCUCCUCCUUCCUCUCUCGCUCCAUCACUUCCACCUACACUACCUCCUCCUCCUCUCUCCUCCGCCGUGCUCUCCGUCCCCUCUCCGCUGCAACCAACAUCAAUCUCCCUGUCUCUCGGUUUUCAAUCAGGUCGUUUGCUGUCCAACCGACGUCGUCUUCCCUCAACGACCCAAGCCCUAACUGGUCUAAUAGGCCUCCAAAAGAGACUAUCUUGCUUGAUGGCUGCGAUUUCGAGCAUUGGCUUGUCGUUAUGGAUAAGCCUGAGGGAGAUCCAACUCGUGACGAGAUCAUCGAUUCUUAUAUUAAAACUCUUGCUCAAAUUGUUGGCAGUGAGGAAGAAGCGAGGAAGAAGAUCUACUCAGUUUCUACUCGAUGCUAUUAUGCCUUUGGAGCUCUGGUGUCUGAAGAGGUUUCGUACAAGAUCAAAGAACUGAAAAAUGUCCGUUGGGUUCUUCCGGAUUCGUACCUAGAUGUGAAGAACAAAGAUUAUGGAGGGGAGCCAUUUAUUGACGGGAAAGCUGUGCCCUAUGACCCAAAAUAUCACGAGGAAUGGAUAAGGAACAAUGCAAGGGCAAAUGAAAGAAACAGGCGCAAUGAUCGACCUCGUAAUGUCGAUAGAUCAAGAAACUUUGACAGAAGAAGGGAAAACAUGACGAUGCGAGAUGGAGCUCCACCUCCUAUGGCUAAUCAGGCUAUGCAAAAUCCUGCUCCCAACGUGGCUGGACAGCCACAAUUCAUGGGCAGACAAGGUGGACCACCACCACCACCACUGCCACCGCAACUUAAUGACUACAGGGGAGGACCAGGUGGACCACCACCGCCAUUUAACAACUACAGGGGAGGACCAGGCAGAACACCACCACCACCUCCACAUAACAACUACAGAGGAGGACCAGGCGGACCUCAUGACAUGGGUGGACAAGGUGGACUGCCACCUAACAACUAUAUGGGUGGGCAACCGAACUACACGCCUCCACCGAACAACAUGCCUCCACCGAACAACAUGCCUCAGCAGAACAACAUGGGAGGAUGGUCCAAUGACACUGCAAACAUGCCGAGCAACUUCCAGAAUGGGCCUAACAAUGGAGGCUUCCAAGGUGGACCACCAAACUACUAG